AUGUCGACCACACAAACACUGAAGAUGAGCGCUUCUGUACAAUACAUCAGAAAACUACUGAGCAAAAGCGGCUGCGCCACAAAUAACCUGCUAAACACUGGACAUAAAAUACAAAGGAACACUAGUGACUGUAAAACCACCAAAAACAAAGACGGAAAACCCCUUACAAGAAAGGUUCUGCAAACUCAAGAUAAGACAUCAGAGCAGUGCAUAAGGAAAAGUGUAAUAUUACGAAGAACAGAAAAUGAAACUUUUGGCUUUGACAUCCAGGAUCUGGGCUCGUGUAUGUGUUUUGUGAAGGAGGACAGUCUUGCGGAGAGCUGUGGGUUAAUGACCGGUGAUGUUAUUAUUGCGGUUAACAGUGUGUCCAUUGCUGGAUUCACUCAUCAGCAGCUCAAGGAUCUGCUUCAGAAGACGUCCAUCUUAAUGCUGGAGAUUGUCAGAAGCUCUACAGAAAAGCAGAGACAGUUGCUUAUCAGACUUUAUGUUCUUCAGCGUGAGUUUGCAGAGAAAAGCGCUGAGCUCCAGACACUCAACAGAGAGGAAGUGCGUCUCAGAGGAGAUGCCAUGAAUCACAUUCAGCAGAAUGAUGUACUUUCUACAGGAUCUUCUACUGCACUUUCUGAAAGAACAGAUUGACUCUACUCACACUUGAUUAAAACAAAUAAAGGUUGAUUUUCUACUCUGUGAGCACCUGGACUUUAACAGGACUUUUGUGAAUUCAAGAAACUAAUCUUGGCCAUAUGACCAGGAAAUGCAAUUAGUUAACAUGUUGUGACUAGGAACUGUAAGCUGACUUAAUUUUUAUAAUUAUGCACAUUUACUUAAUAGAUUUAAGACUUUGCGUUUACUUGCUUUUUAAAGUCAUCAACUAAUUGUUUUUUACAGUGAAUAGACAAGAGCCUGUACUUUCUGUCAUGGU
Messenger RNA from Danio aesculapii, 922 nucleotides. Its product is annotated as cytohesin-interacting protein. The record is from RefSeq and is a predicted model, not a curated record. Bases 1 to 639 code for a protein of 212 amino acids. Gene Ontology annotation, molecular function: protein binding. The transcript is spliced from 8 exons. Lineage: Eukaryota; Metazoa; Chordata; Actinopteri; Cypriniformes; Danionidae.